AGUCCUUGGCCGAAAAAUCUCCUUUCCAAGUCUUCUCCGCCAUAGUCAAAGCCUUUCUCUCAGUUUCUCACUUAGAUCCCGUUUGGGGCUGCGUCUUCGCUGGGCGAAACCAUUCGCAGCUAAUUAUAUAACUCUUUGUAGUUUAUCCCAUCCGGCUUGGAAAGGUCGAAGGAGAAAUGGGCCUUGCCCGGUUAUUACUGGUAAUCAUAUUCGGUAUUGCCGCCGCAUCAUGGGCGGUGGUGGAGGCUCAGCGAGAGGCGAGGUUCAAAUGCAGCUCGCAAGGUAAAACGUGUCGUUCUCUGGUGGAUUAUUCGUCCCCAAAUGAAACCACCUUAGGCCACAUUCAAAAGCUCUUCAACUUGAAGCACGUUCUGGACAUAGUGGGCGCUAACGCCCUCCCCUCCUCCACCCGAGGCAACCGCACCGUUAAAAAGGGCGAAAUUAUCAAAAUCCCCUUUCAGUGCAUGUGCUCCAACGGCACCGGCUUGUCCAACAAGACGCCUCUCUACACCAUCCAGAAAGACGACACGCUUUCCCACAUAGCCAUGGAAGUGUUCUCGCGUUUGGUCACUUACCAACAACUCCAAACGCUCAACAACAUACCGGACCCUACAAAGAUUCAGCCCGGCCAGAAGGUGUGGAUCCCUCUCCCUUGCAGCUGCGAUCAGGUGGACGGCACUGGUGCCGUCCAUUAUGGAUAUCUGGUGGCUACGGGAAGCUCCUUUCAGCAGAUUGCUCAACAAUACGGCACCACCCUGGACACCCUUCUCGACCUCAACGGCAUUUCUGAUCCCAAGUCCCUUCAAGCCGGUCAAAUCAUCGAUGUUCCCCUCAAAGCAUGCUCCUCAUCGGUGAAAAAUGACUCCUUGGACUAUCCUCUGCUCGUUGCAAAUGGUACCGACACCUACACAGCCAAUGGUUGCGUCAAGUGCAGCUGUAACUCCGCCGCCAAUAACGCCACAUUACAAUGCGAGCCAUCGCAAGUCAAACCAUAUAGAUGGGGUAAAUGCCCAGCCAUGGUUUGCGGUAGUUCAACCAUUGGCAACAUCACUUCUACAAAUACCUGCACUCGCACCAUCUGUGCUUACGAUGGUUAUAACAACCGAACUAUAGCCACCGCUCUUGUCAACGAGUCCACUUGUCCUGCUUCAACAGAAUCGGGAGCAUCCAGGAUCAGCUUCCAGGGCUGGGGUUGGAAUCAUCUUUUCACGGCCCUUCACUUUAUCUGCUUUUGUGUCUGUCUUUUGCAGUGAAUUGAAUGCCACGUAUCCUGUACCUUUAUGAAUUCUGAAUUUUCAUGUAGAACUUAAUCAUUUGUGCUUGGAUGUAGAAGAAAUAAUAAAAGAACCAUUGUGUUUCACAUUUACUUUAUGCUACUUUUUAUCGAAAUGGCAUCACGGAAUUGAUCGAA
Neltuma alba is the source of this 1411-nucleotide messenger RNA. Its product is annotated as lysM domain-containing GPI-anchored protein 2-like. The transcript has 4 exons. The record is from RefSeq and is a predicted model, not a curated record. The coding region runs from base 177 to 1253 and encodes 358 amino acids. Lineage: Eukaryota; Viridiplantae; Streptophyta; Magnoliopsida; Fabales; Fabaceae.